CCACACGACAAUCACAACAAUGCUCCCCCCAAUCUCCCCCGAAACCCUCUCGGCAAACCCCCUCUUUUCAACACUCUACACAGACCUAACAACCAACCACCUGAACCCAGACGCCAGCACCCGUCAUCCGCCCCCACUACCUUCACACAAUUCACAACCCCCCACCUCCUCGACCCUUGACCAAUCCCUCCGCACUUACAGAGCCGAACUAGCAAAACAACACCUGCUCCAAAACUCCUUAAAGCACACUACCCUUCGCACCCGACAACUACCAGAAGACCUUUCAGAGGUCCUCGACCUCCUCACCUCCUCCUCCUCCGCAAGCACCAACACCAAAAGCGCAAGCGCAAGCAUGUCCGAAGCGCUAUCCGUUUUCCAUGAUAACAUCCAACCCAUCGCGCACGAUAUUUCUCUAUUCCUAGAUCGGUCCGCUAAAGACCUAAUCUCACUUGUCCAGCCCGACCUAGAUGUAGAAGUGGGAACAGGGGGUGGGGGGGUAGCCAUGGCGAUAGACCACCUCCCGGCCAACGCCGCCCGUCUACGUACCCAGAUAUUUGCCAAUCACCAAUCGCUCGUCGCGCAGCGGGGCCGACUGGGCAGGCUAAUCCUCGAGGUUGCGGAUGGUUACGCCGCCUUCUCGUUGCGUGCCCUCUCGCAUUCCGCUUCUGACGGGGGCGCGUGCGGAGCCCUGCAGAAGGGGACGUUGGCGAAGGCGAUGUAUUUGUCCUUGCUUGCCGAGAGCAUGCGUGGGAAGGUUGGGGUUGUGCGGUUUGAUGCACUGGGUGAGGUGUAUGAUGAGGAGGCUGUUGGCGCGCUAGAGAAUUAUAGGGUGCACUUGACGGAUACGAAUCUGCGGCUUGUGGCUAGAAAGAGGGUUGCUGAGGGGGAGUUGGAGCGGUAUGGCGCUGCGGGGGCGGAUAUGGCUGGGCUUGUGGAGAGGUACGCCGCGCUCCUGCGCAGGAUUGAGAGUGUCGGGAGGGAUAUUAGGAGGCUCGGGGGCACCGUUUAGGAUUUGAAAGCGAGUGAGUGGGGAUGAUUUGCAACAUGUAAUAUUAUUAGAUUUUAACCUGAUUAAUUGACGGAUCGGUACAGUAGGCUUAUGCUUGGGUCGGGGGGGGGGGUUU
Messenger RNA from Tuber melanosporum (Perigord truffle), 1124 nucleotides. RefSeq lists its product as uncharacterized. The transcript has a single exon. The coding region runs from base 353 to 1009 and encodes 218 amino acids. The record is from RefSeq and is a predicted model, not a curated record. Lineage: Eukaryota; Fungi; Ascomycota; Pezizomycetes; Pezizales; Tuberaceae.